CAGACGAGAAUAAAAGACGAAACUUGAGACGUCGAAGCAAUACAAUCCAGUCGGCAAGACACCAACACCCGUUGUCUUAAAACCACCUGUAGCGCAAAUCAUUCUUCCAAAAAUGGCCGCAGUGCUGAAACCCUGGACCGUUCUGGUGGCCCUCGUCCUGUGCUUGCUUGUGUGUCUCGGCACCUUCGUUGACGCCUACCCGCCCAAACCGGAGAAUCCCGGGGAGGACGCGUCCCCCGAAGAACAGGCUAAAUAUUACACCGCGCUCAGACACUACAUCAACCUCAUCACGAGACAGAGGUAUGGCAAGAGGUCCACCCCCGAGGGCGUGAUGUCCGAGCUGCUCUUCGGGGACAGUUCAGAGCACAACCAGAGAUCAAGAUAUGAUGACUCUUACAUGUGGUGAUCUCCUCCUGCCUUCCCCUCCGAAACCAUGUCCCCGACCUCAUCCCGAUCUGGUGUUCCUGUCCUGGUGUCCCCUGCGCUGAGGGAGUCCAAAGAUGGCCCCGGCAGCAGCUCCUUCACAGCCAAUGACCAUCUGUGGACCACGGCCUGCCACCUGACGCAUGCAACCUCUGUCUGCCUCUCCCUCUCCGUCUCUCUCUCUGUCUUCCCCUUCAUGGCUCUUAUCUCAUUGUAGCUCCUCUCUCAAUAACUUUGC
Messenger RNA from Megalops cyprinoides (Indo-Pacific tarpon), 661 nucleotides. It is a transcript of the gene pyya, whose product is annotated as peptide YYa. Gene Ontology annotation, molecular function: neuropeptide hormone activity; neuropeptide Y receptor binding. Gene Ontology annotation, biological process: feeding behavior; neuropeptide signaling pathway. Lineage: Eukaryota; Metazoa; Chordata; Actinopteri; Elopiformes; Megalopidae. Bases 113 to 406 code for a protein of 97 amino acids. The transcript has 4 exons. Gene Ontology annotation, cellular component: extracellular region. The record is from RefSeq and is a predicted model, not a curated record.